Molecule: messenger RNA, 1965 nt
Organism: Dacryopinax primogenitus
Lineage: Eukaryota; Fungi; Basidiomycota; Dacrymycetes; Dacrymycetales; Dacrymycetaceae
Exons: 6
Coding region: 1-1965 (654 amino acids)
Source: RefSeq, a predicted model, not a curated record
AUGCGUCUGGGGAUGCCCACACUGGCAGACGUGGUCAUCUACUCCUUACUUGUCUGCGUGCUGGGAACGGAGAGCAACGGAUAUGUGAAGGGGCUUAAUGUACUGGAGAGUGAGGUCUUGAGGGGGGCAUGUCCAGAGAAUCUAGUCGAUGAGGCAGCCAAGUUCCAGUGCUCAGCGUUUGGUCGUACCCGUGGUCCAACAGGAAGUACCGAUCCUCCAAGGGAGAGUUCCGAACUCUUCAAUCCCUCCGUCUUGGGUCGUUCUGAGAAGUACCACCCGUCUUCAGGCGGACUAACGACAUGGAAUGCUGGCUACGACGACCAUCGGAAGGAAGAUACAGAUGAAUCGGAAUCUCGAGGAUUUUGGCUAUACAGAGCCAGCUGGACACGAUCUGCCGGUGGUGUCAUUUUCCUCGGGACGACGGAUGGCUCGUUGCAAGCCCUCGCUCCCCAGACAUCUGAAGCCGGUGGUCUGUAUCUGAAGCAUUUGUGCGACUGGUCGCCGCCUUCAAUUUCGGGGACUGAGGUUGCUAUUCAAAGCGGUGAAAUACACCUGGAGCCACAAACAGAACUUCCCGAUUUUAGCGAUGUUCUUGCCUUCGAUGGCAGUGCGGUAUGCACAGGUCGAUAUGCUGGCAUUUUGCGACCUCACGUAAUUUGCUGGGCCAAACCGGUAUUCAGGGAACUGCGAUGCACUAGCUGGGAUGGGCGGUUAGGGGCGCAAUUUACUCCAACCCACCUAUUCAUCUAUGACGAGCUGGCUGCCAGGGUGACAUCAUUCCCUGUUGCAAACCUGCAGACGGGAUCCGGGCUUCUGUCAGCUGAACAGACGUGGGAUCUCCAUCGAAUGUCAACCUUCAGCUGUGGUGUUUUCGCACUGAACUCAAUAUCAUCAACUGCCGCUGCUCUCCUCGUGAGGGAUGACGAAGGAUUGGUAAUCUUCAUGCUCGAACCGCAGCUCGAGUCCUACCCAGUCGCUCUUCCCUGGUGCAAGUACAAUAUACCGACCAACCAAAAAGUCGUUUCAGUUGCUUUCCCAUCAAGUCUCAUUAUCUUCUGGGUUCAGACCAAGUUCAAUGAUUUGCCUGUUUCCUGUACGAGCGAGCUAUUCAUGGCACAUCUCCCUCCGUUGUCACAAUCCUCCGAAAGCGAUACAUCCCAUGAAACUCUUCGCGUCUCAUGUGUUUGUCAAGAUGAUAUCGGUUUACUUGCCCUAUCAACAAGCUUACAUGUGGACAAUCUUUCUCGCAACGUUUACGUAUAUGAGCGGGGAGCAAGCAGUCUCACUCUCAUUUCAUGUGGGGUGUCGUCUGAUCCCUCAACAACUUCCCCUACGCUCGGCAUAACACGUUGGUGGCAGAAUUGGGAAGAUGAGGCUGCUGAGCAUGUUCUUCAAAACGUACAGCAGAACCUGCUUCAGGAUAUUCAUCGAACGGACAAGACUCUCGCUUCCAGUGACAUGGACUCAAGUGAAGAACUCCCUUCUCUGUGGACGGACGAUUUUGACUUCCUUAUGGAGGACUUUCUGUAUUUCCCUCGUGGCCCAGAGCACGUUGCUAGACACGGAUUUGGGCUGUCCGGCACAUUCACUCUCUGUGCUAUAUUUGAGGAUCCGGAGACCCCAAGUUACGCCUUGAAGUUCCAACACCUGUCUGGUCUUGGUUACUGUCGGCUCGACGACCUCUGCUCUGUCCCGGGACCUCGAGAGUGGUUCCUGUCUUCAUACACUUCGUUUGUGGAUUGCGUGAGGUUACAGCAAGCCCUCCAGGAGACACGCAUCGGACACGCCCAAGAUCUCUUGAAGAUCGACCAUGCAAGGGUACACGAUCGUCAAGACAUCCUCGAGGGAACGAAAUCUUUGCAAGAUAGAUUGGCCUGUGCCGCACAACUUGGUGUCCUGCCGACCUCCUACGGCAACAGUUCUGAACGGCCUUCCGGCAAAGCGGUUCUCGCAAACCGGGUCUAA